Molecule: messenger RNA, 3079 nt
Organism: [Candida] anglica
Lineage: Eukaryota; Fungi; Ascomycota; Pichiomycetes; Serinales; Debaryomycetaceae
Source: the annotation of a GenBank genome assembly
GUUUUUUUUUCCACCCUGCUAGCUUAUUUAACUUCAAGGCAUUCCCACUAGAUAUUCCCAGAGAAAAAAAAUACAAAUAAUUUUCUUAUACUCUUAAGAAAACUGAUCUCUAUUACUUGUUAUCGAAUGCCUCUGUGUGUAGCAAGUUUGAACUUACUGCGCUGACUCUUUUACCCAAAGUUGUUUACCCUAAUUUUACACUCAAGUGGGACAUGAUCACACGUUGUUGACUUUUUUAAAAUCACAGCAAUCCACCCACUAUCAAUUUACCACACGCACGCACUAGUGAAUUCCUUUGUACAACCAAGGACUUCCAACAGCACCAUUUCAACGAUAAUAUCUUCGGAUAGAAACCAUCACUCUUAGUUAGACCAUGUCUGACUCUGAAAGUCACCGCUCUGCAUCUCUUUCGAGGGAUAUCAUCCACAGAGCUUCAAGAACAGACGAAGUCUUGAAUGAUCACCGGAACCAACCUGCUUCCUUACCCAUUAGAAUGGCUCCCAACAUCUCUUCAGAUGAAGAUGAGUAUGCAGUUGAAAGUGACGAAAAUCAAGCCUUGGAAAUUACUCCUUCUUCCAAAAGAUUUCCUAAACCUGAAGUGGAAGAAGGUGAACAAUCUUCAAGAGGUCAACAGAAUGUACGUUCUUCGAGAUUAUCUGAUCCUCGUCAAUCUGGUAUCUCAUCUGGUAGUAAGCACUACAACACCAAGUCUCUUCGCACCGACUAUUAUGCUCAGGAUGAUGAAGAUCCUCUUGGCGAGGGAACCAUUCCCAUUGUCAAAGGUGCAGGUGGCUCUUUAGCGGCAGCUGCAAGAAAGGGUAGAUCUAGAUCUAGAUCCCAUUCUUUCACUGAACAAGUGAAGGCAUUGCAAAACCCAACCACGGCCAAGCAUUUCAAUGUUCCUAGCGGAGGAGGGGUUAGUGGUGGGCCCGGAUCUGGCGCUUCGACUGGAAACACUCCCGGCAUUUUGAUGAAUGCUCCAUCCAGCAGUGGUCAAAAGAAGCAAAAGCCCCCUCAUCAAAGACAAAGAAAGGGGUCCGUAGCAAUGGAACAUUUGGACUCUGAUAUAGUUUCACCUAUGACUAAAAUUAAGACAAAUGAGAGUGGUAACUCUGAAAAUGUUGUCUAUACCAAGAGGGAAAGAAGAGCAUCCAGAUCAUCUAUUGAUUCAGAUGCAGACUCUCAUGCUUCUAGAUCUUCUCAAGAAACAGAAGAAGAUGUUUGUUUCCCAAUGUUACGUGAACAUGUGAGAAUCAAAGGGAUUGAUUUUGAUGAAAUUGAAGAAUUCAUUAAAGCGGAAAGAGAAGAAGAAGAAUUCAUGAAGGAACAGCAGUAUAUGAUUGCUCAAAAAACUGCUCUGAGAUUCAAUGGUACUGGUAAUCAAAGAGGUACUAAUGGGGGACCACCAAGACCACUGACCAGUGCCAUGAAAUAUACUCCUAAGAAUAUUCUCAGAAGAACUACGACUGGUUUGAGUAAGAUUACUUCUAGAAGAACUGAAUCUGAAUCCUAUCAUGACCCAUCUAUUAUUGGUGGUGCCAGUGUUCCUGAUGUUGGUUCUCCUUACCCUCCUCUUGAGAAAACUUCGGAUUCAUCAACUAUUCAAGACGAAUCUCCUGAUGAAAAGGCUCAUAACUCGAUUAAUUUCCAUGGACAUGAAGAUGAUUCAUCUUCAGAAAAUGUGAAAUUCGGAGGUACUAGAGUCAAUGAUGGUUCAUCCUCAUUACCAGACCGGUUUUCCUUUUUCAGUUCCGAAUCUGAUGAAACCAUCCAUGCUCCAGAUAUCCCAUCUUUGGUUGGACCCAAUCAAAGUGUCCGUGAAUUAUUUCAUAGUGGCGAGGGAACUUGGUGGUUAGAUUGCAGUUGUCCUACUGACGCAGAGAUGAAGAUGAUUGCCAAGGCUUUUGGUAUCCAUCCUUUGACUGCUGAAGAUAUUCGUAUGCAAGAAACCAGAGAAAAAGUUGAAUUGUUUAGAAGUUAUUACUUUGUUUGUUUCCAUACCUUUGAACCAGAUAAGGAAUCUGAAGAAUAUUUGGAGCCUAUUAAUGUUUAUAUUGUGGUCUUUAGGGAUGGGAUCUUAUCAUUCCAUUUUUCUCCCAUUUUACAUCCUGCUAAUGUGAGAAGAAGAGUAAGACAAUUGAGAGACUAUGUUGAUGUAAGUGCAGAUUGGUUAUGUUAUGCCCUUAUUGAUGACAUUACUGAUGGUUUCGCACCAGUUAUUACUGGUAUUGAAUAUGAAGCCGAUGCUAUUGAAGACUCCGUGUUUGUCGCAAGAGAACUUGAUUUCAGUAAUAUGUUGAGAAGAAUUGGUGAAUCCAGAAGAAAAGUAAUGACAUUAAUGAGACUUCUUUCUGGUAAAGCUGAUGUUAUCAAGAUGUUUGCCAAGAGAUGUCAAGAUGAAGCAGUUCAAUCAUCUACAAUUUAUGGUUCUGCUUCUCAUUCAAACUUAUCAAACAUGGAUGGAAUGGGCGGUCAUUCACUGGUACCACAUUAUCCAAAUUCUGGACCACCUGUUGUGGGCGCUGGUGUUUCAUUUGGUCCUACCCGCAGUACUGGCGGUCUGAACUUUCAUCAAUCAACCUAUUCUCAUCCUAUUAGUAGAGCACAACCAAGGGCAGAUAUUGCAUUAUAUUUGGGUGAUAUUCAAGAUCACGUGGUUACUAUGUUUCAAAAUUUACUUGCUUAUGAAAAGAUUUUCAGUAGAUCUCAUGCUAAUUACUUGGCUCAAUUACAAGUUGAAUCGUUUAAUUCGAACAAUAAAGUUACACAAAUGUUGUCCAAGGUUACAUUGAUCGGUACCAUGAUUGUUCCAUUGAACGUCAUUACUGGUUUGUUUGGUAUGAAUGUCAAAGUUCCAGGUCAGGAUGGUAGCGAUUUGAAAUGGUUCUUUGGAAUUGUUGGAGUAAUGGUAUUUCUUGUGAUUAUGUCAUUAUUUUUCGCCAAAUUUUGGCUUCGUGAUCUUGAUACACCUCCUCCAAGACCAGGAAGUUCAUCCCGUUCAAUUAAGAGUUUAGGACUUCGUACUCGUACAAAGGAGGCAGCAAAGUCUAUAAUUAGUUUCCCUAACAAGUAUGAUUAA